AUGGAGAAGCUCAUACUACGAGGUGUCAUGUGGGGGGCCGACAAAGUCCCUGACCACUGGUUUGAGAAGAUUCCCGGCGGCUUCUACAAAGACAAGGAGGGCAACACCCACGAGAAACCGGAGAAGAGCGAGGACAUGAGGAAGCACCGCAGCAGUCGUCGCUAUAGCGAAGACGACGACUACGAGGACAGCAGAAGGUCGCGCCGGGAGGACCACGACGAUGGAUAUCGCUCUGAUGGCCAUGGCAGACAUUCGCACCGGUCGUACGAUGGGCCUGAUGACAGCUACGACACCGUCAACGAUCGACCACGGAGACGACGAAGCAGAGCCGACAGAUACAGAAACGGCGGCGAGACCGAUCGGCCCAAGCGAGCGCCCAGAGAACAUCGCAAUGGUGACCCCGAACUGAAUGGAGCCUUCUCAUAUCACAACGGCCCAGUCGAGCCUCCGUUGAGCCCAUUAAGCCCGCAGGCUGCUGCAGCCGCCGCCGCUGCUGGUGCUGGCUACAUGUAUCCCGGCGGGUCGAUAGCCUCCAAUCCCGCCAGUCCGCUACCACCAGCAGGGCAACCAAAUCCUGCGAGCCAGUCGACGUCCACCCUGCGUGGAGGCAUGGCCACGGGAUAUGUGCCGUACGCCAACAUCUACGGCCAGCCUCAGCAACCCCAAUAUCCGCCACCAGCUUCCGAUACUGGCUCUGUCCAGCCCAACUUCAUGAACCAGGUCGCGCCCCCGGUGGCAAAGCAGCCCUACCAGCAGAACCCGUUUGCUCAGGAAGCACCUGUUGGAAGCCAGCCGAGCUACGUGCCAGACCCUUACUAUACCGCGAGACGUUACGAUGAAAGCUACGGCCAGCCCUACGACGAGCGCUAUGAUGGGUAUGACGCCGAGACGGAGCGUCCACAUUCGCGCUCACCAUCACGACGACAUUCCCGACGAGACGAUUACUCCCCCGACAGCUAUGACCACCGCAGCGACCUUCGCCGAGCGCGUAGUGAGCGCCGCCCCGACGAUGGCCGGGCACCGCCUGGCAGAGGUAAGUCCGGAAUCCGAGAGGCGUUCGACACAUCCCAACGAGGACUUGGAUAUUCCGCCGUGGGGGCAUUGGCAGGAGGCCUGGUCGGCAGUGAGAUUGGAAAAGGCCGCGUGCCCGCUGCGAUAGGUGCUGCUGUGGGAGCUCUUGGUGCUAACGCUUUCCAAGCUAGGGAGAGGUAUGUCGACACCCGUCGCGGACCGCCGCUGAGCGCGCAGAUGCCGUCGAUGCCACAACAACCGCCGUCGAGGAAGAAGGAGGGCCGACGACGGUCUGAGUACGUGAGGGAUGAUGGGCAUGCGCAUAGGGGCGGGAAAUCGGGAUACUACUCGGACUAG
Messenger RNA from Zasmidium cellare ATCC 36951, 1368 nucleotides. RefSeq lists its product as uncharacterized. The record is from RefSeq and is a predicted model, not a curated record. The transcript has 3 exons. NCBI's taxonomy places the organism in Eukaryota, Fungi, Ascomycota, Dothideomycetes, Mycosphaerellales, Mycosphaerellaceae. The coding region runs from base 1 to 1368 and encodes 455 amino acids.